Chenopodium quinoa (quinoa) is the source of this 2637-nucleotide messenger RNA. RefSeq lists its product as uncharacterized. NCBI's taxonomy places the organism in Eukaryota, Viridiplantae, Streptophyta, Magnoliopsida, Caryophyllales, Amaranthaceae. The record is from RefSeq and is a predicted model, not a curated record. The transcript has 9 exons. Bases 750 to 2549 code for a protein of 599 amino acids.
UAAUCAAUUAUAGCUUUUUAAUUUCACGAGUAAUAAAAUGAAUAAUAAUUUAUACAAAGUAUUAUUUUUCCAGACAAAUAAUACGCUAGACUUGAACCUCUUAAUUUAUACGAGUAAUUGUAUAUUUCUGAUUAGUGAAUUCUAUGUUUAUGUAUGCAUCAUUUUUGAGAUUUGUAGGUGUCAACUUGUUUAUGAGAAAAAGUCGUGUAACGAAAAAAAAAAAAAAGAUUUGUUUAUAAACUCAACUUGAAUACGGAGUAUAAUAAUUGAUAAGCUAUAAACACAAGAAAAAAAAUUUAAAUGUAAUUUUUUUAAAAAAAGUAAAAGCCUAGGUAUAACUGCCAAACUGCAAGUGCAAGCUACGAUAUGUAUGUAAAAAAAGGCAUACACCACUCUCUCUAUCCAUCCAUCCAUCCAUCUUACGCACAAUGUCACCCCCACCUACUAAUUAGACGGUUAACACUAAAUCAUGAGAGAUGAAGUCUUUUCGAAAGCUCCUCUUCAUCUUCUCAAUUAUCAUUACUUCUAUCUUAUGAUUAUAAAGAAAUUACAUUAUCAUUUCUCAACUACUACAUCAUUUCCAACUACAACCUUACUUGAUAUUAAUCCUUUUACUCACUUUAUACCUAAGCACCCUCAUACCCUUCCUCUUUUUUUCCUUGCACGCUCGGAUCGAAUCCGUCGUAAGUUUCUUGAUUCCUCUAGCUAGCGGUGUCUCUAGCAUCCGUAGCUGGUUCGACUUGAAUACCAUGUCUUCCUUGGCCACUCCUACCCGUAUGCAUUUACUUCCUGUUAUACCAGAAAAUGGAGUAAAGAAAAAUCUUGGCGGACAACGCAAAUUACAAGAGUUACAACAAGAGGUAACGGUGCUCCAAAACUUGUUAAACCACGAGGAGCAAGUUCGUGAGAUUUUGCAACAAGUUUAUAAUCGAAAAGCUGGCAUGCCAUUGCACAUCCCGGAUCAUCUUCCUCGUAAGAUGAAAGAGCUUUUAUCUGAAUUGGUGAUGGUUGAGGAUGAAAUUGUUGGACUUGAAACUCAAAUCGAGCAUCUUCGAAAAGAUGUUAAAGCCGAGCAAGAAGCAUCAAAACAAGUAAAACCAAAGCAGCAUUCAUCGCAGUUGCGAAACAAUACAAGUAUGGUAAAAUACAAUCAGCAGCACACGCAACAAAGAGCCAACAACAACAACUAUAACAACAACAAUGAUCAGCGGAUUGGUUACGAAACUAGGGCUUUACAUUUCAUUAGUAAAGCCAUUAAUGGAAGUUAUAGUCUUACUGACUUUACAAUCAAUGAGAAGGAUAUUGGAAGCCCGAUAGGAGGAGGGAAUUUAUCCCCAUACAUUCAGCCAACUUCCAAGCAAAGUGGACUACAAGAUCAAAGAGUGACAAAGAGAAGUGGUGUUCAAAAGCCUACUGCUUCGCCCUUGCGAAACUUCAGAGAUCCUACUCCUUUUAAGCCAAAAGAAAGGAGUGUAGAAGUUCGAGUUGAUCCUCCUCAAAAAUCAAUAGGGUCAACACAGUUGGAAGAGAGUAAUGGAACAAAAUGGCAACCCAAUAAAUUGUCUGAAAACAUAAUGAAAUGUUUAAUCCUCAUUUAUGUGAGAUUAAUUAGAAUAUCAAGGCAAAGUGAGCUAGACAAAUCUGGCCCUAUAUCAAGAUCCAUGUACUCUUCAUUAAGCUUCAGGACCGAGCCAGGGGUGAACUUGUCAACAAGCCUCAUAAAGGAGUCGAAACAACAAGAUCCAUACGGCAUUUUCGAUAUUGAAGGGGCUAUACCAAGGGACAUUGGUCCUUACAAGAACUUGGUUGUUUUUUCUUCAAGUUGCUUAGACCCGAAAUUUGUCUCUAAUUCAAGCUCCAUUCCAUUGUUCCAAAAGCUCAAGGGAUUAUUCAACAGCCUUCAGAAGGUGGACCUCAAAUCCUUGUCAGAUCAACAAAAACUUGCAUUUUGGAUCAACAUUUACAACGCUUGCAUAAUGCAUGGAUUUCUCAAGUUUAGUGUGCCUUCUAGCGCAGAAAAGUUGCUCAAUUUAUUGAACAAGGCAACAUUGAAUGUAGGAGGAAAAGUUGUGAAUGCACAAGCUAUAGAACGUUGUAUUCUAAGGAAACCAACACUCAUGUCUUCUAAAGAUGGAAAGGAAGCCAUAAUCCACGAACUAUACGGUCUCAACACCGUGAAUGCUAAUGUCAUCUUCACCCUAUGUUGUGGAACUCGAUCUUCUCCCGCUGUAAGGAUAUACACAGCUGAAGGAGUGACAUCGGAGCUAGAGAAAUCAAAACAAGAGUACCUACAAGCUUCAAUAUCGGUGACAAACUCGAAAACGAUAUGGUUACCGGAGCUACUAAUACAAAACAUGUAUGAUUUUGCAACGGACACGGAUUCCUUAGUAGAGUGGGUUUGUCAUCAGUUGCCUACAUCAAUUUCACUCAGAAAAUCAAUUGUGGACUGUUACAAGGGCACCAGCAAUAGUGGUAGAGUAAUUAAUAAUGGUAUUAAUAUUGAGAAAAUGCCAUAUGAUUUUGACUGUCAAUAUUUGUUACAAGUAUAGUUAACUAAAUUUAGCUCAAUUAUUGGAUUUUGUUUUUAUCAAAUGAAGGGCUUUUAGUAUCAAUCUAUUAUUCUCUUUGUUUCUUCUA